Molecule: messenger RNA, 344 nt
Organism: Symbiodinium sp. CCMP2456
Lineage: Eukaryota; Dinophyceae; Suessiales; Symbiodiniaceae
Source: the annotation of a GenBank genome assembly
GCAAUAUUGAUGUCAAGAGCGAGGUGAGCGCUGGAAAAACACACGUGACGCUGGACUGGAAUGCACUCUUGGGCAUACCUGCUCGCCUACCCUUCUGCUCUGCCGUGAUAACCGAGACGGGGACCAUCUACGUCUCGGGCGCAGUGGGUGCCCGGAAAGGCAGCGAUGGAAAACCUACCGUGGUUCCCGGAGGCCCCGAGAAGGAGACGGUGCAGACGCUGCGCAUCAUCGAAGCAUGUCUGCGGGCCUGCGGCGCAGGUCUCGAACAUGUGACCAUGGUCCACGCCUACUUGGUGGAGUACACCAGUGAACGCUUCCAGGCGAUGAACGCUGGGUACAUGGAG